AUGUCUUUUCCAAUUGGUCUGUACACUCUCAGAGUGUCUCCCGUUGCCGGAUACGGGGGUUUAUAUGCCACUGGAAACGGCGUUGACGAGACUGUUACCGUCGCACCGCACUCGCCACCGUUCGGUGAGCGUCAGGUCUGGAACAUUCAAACCGUUCUCGGCAAGCCAGGCGCAUAUACCAUCACUCUCCAGACCUCUGGAAGCACCUUUGGAGGACAUUGGUUCCCAAAGGACGCAAGACUUAUUCCUGAGGUCCCCAUCAUCACUUCGGAAAAGUCUUACGAGUGGUACAUUGCGUAUAAGGAUACUCCGAGCGUUCCUAACACUAUCACCAUUCAAGCACAGACAGAUAUCGGCGCGGGGUUGUACGCUACAGCUAAUGAUAAAGACGAGGUUGUCGUCAUAUCCGUUCCCGUUGUUCCAGAUGCAGAGGCACCGUACUGGCAAUUCGAGCCCGUUAUCAAGCACGGAGAUUUGUAG
Messenger RNA from Laccaria bicolor S238N-H82, 480 nucleotides. Its product is annotated as clitocypin cysteine proteinase inhibitor. The coding region runs from base 1 to 480 and encodes 159 amino acids. Gene Ontology annotation, molecular function: cysteine-type endopeptidase inhibitor activity. The record is from RefSeq and is a predicted model, not a curated record. NCBI's taxonomy places the organism in Eukaryota, Fungi, Basidiomycota, Agaricomycetes, Agaricales, Hydnangiaceae. The transcript has 4 exons.